Messenger RNA from Tremella mesenterica DSM 1558, 1230 nucleotides. RefSeq lists its product as uncharacterized. NCBI's taxonomy places the organism in Eukaryota, Fungi, Basidiomycota, Tremellomycetes, Tremellales, Tremellaceae. The coding region runs from base 1 to 1230 and encodes 409 amino acids. Gene Ontology annotation, molecular function: GTPase activator activity. The record is from RefSeq and is a predicted model, not a curated record. Gene Ontology annotation, biological process: regulation of ARF protein signal transduction; regulation of endocytosis. Gene Ontology annotation, cellular component: Golgi membrane. The transcript is spliced from 5 exons.
AUGUCGGAAGUAUAUCAGAAGAAAGAACUUCUGGCAUUGAUGAGCACAGGAGCCAACAAGCAAUGUGUAGAUUGUAAUGCCCCAUCCCCUCAAUGGGCAUCUGUGAGCUAUGGGACUUUCAUCUGUCUCGAAUGUUCCGGUAUACAUCGAGGUUUCGGCGUUCAUAUCUCAUUCGUCCGUAGUAUCACGAUGGACAAAUGGUCCGAGGACCAAUUGAAAAAGAUGAAGAUGGGUGGUAAUGAAGCUUUCAAUAGCUUCAUGGAUGGUUAUGGACCUCAGGGUGGGUAUGAGAAAGGUAUGGGAAUGCAGGACAAGUAUAAUUCUUGGGCUGCUGCUCAAUAUCGGGCCAAACUCGCUGCGGAAUGUUCUGAUCCCCCUCAACCUUGGUCUCCUUCACCUCCACCUAUCGACCAACCUUCACGUCCCGCAUCAUCUCAAGCCACGCGUAAAUCCCGCGCUGGUCAAUCCAUCGGUCCCUCUUCUCUCUCCUCUUCCAAUCCCGUAUCCCGUACAGGUUCCCCUUUACCUGGAAGUGUAGGAGGUAACGAAGCCUUCUUCGAGCGAAUGGGCAAUACCAACGCCUCUCGUCCAGAUCAUCUUCCUCCUUCUCAAGGUGGUCGUUAUUCCGGUUUUGGAUCCACACCAGAACCAGAACCAGAUUACAACCCUGCAUACAGCUUAUCUUCUCGAUCGGUACCUACCAUAGGAGAACUUCAAGCCAACCCAGUAGCUGCUUUGUCUAAAGGAUGGGGAGUUUUAUCUUCUGUCGUUGCUAUGGCUGGAAAAGGUAUCAAUGAAGCUGUUGUCCAACCUGGUUUUCAACAAGCUAAAGGAUUAGCUCGAGAUGUUCAGACGGGUCAGGGUAACGAAGAAUGGAGAAAGUAUUUACAGACCGCUGCUGUUGGCGCCACUCAAGCAGGGGGAUGGAUAGGUCAACGUGCAGGUGAAGGAUGGACAGCGGUUAAUGGAUUAGCUAAAGAGAAAGGAGGAGUAGAUUUGAAUGAACAACUGGGGAAACUUGGUCUGGGAAAAGGAAGAGAACAGGAAUAUGGAAGAUUGGAAAGGGCAGAAGAUGGCGUGUUGAGUUCUCAUGGUGCUGGAACGGAUGACGACUUUUUCGAUUCUGCUGGUCCAUCGGUUUCGAGUCCAUUAGCUCCCAAACCUAUGGGUGAUGCUGGUAAGAGUGCUAACAAGGGUGGAUGGGAUGAUGAUGAGUGGAAAGACUUUUAG